AAAAUCAGUUAAAAACAAGAAACUCUUGUGAAAUUAAAACUUAAUCAUUAAAAACACUUAAUCAACAUACAAAAAUGCCAGUAACAACACGUUCAAAGCGUAAAACAGUAGAUAUGGGUGAGCUAGAAGUGAUUCCAAAAAAGAAGUACAUAAAAUUAGUCGAUAUAACAAACAAAAAGGAUAAAAGCCAAAUUAAGCAUGACAAAAGUCAAAUAACCAGUCAAAAGAGUGACAGCGUGCUGUAUACACUUAAACCAAUGUUUUCUGAUGUAUCAGAUGUUAAGCCAACAAGUACUAGCCGCUUGUCAGCAGUUUCGAAUAGAAUCCAGGAGUUUCCAACAACAUCUUCCCAAACAAAUAUUGAGGAAGCUUUAAAAAUUAUGAAAAGGGUCAAGGCAGCACUUAAGAAAGGAUACAGCAAUGUUGCAGAGCGUCUUCAGCUGGAUGUAGUUCCUGACUGCCUUUUUGAUAUCUCAAAAUGUCACCAAAAUCAUAAUUCAGAAAAAUUGCCGCGAAAAGCACCAAUUGAGAAUUCCUUUGUUACAAAACUGUAUCUCACAGAAGAACGUCACUUCCAAUUUUGUCAUCAUGUCCGUCGAAAUAUAGUUGCUAGCAAGUUAAAUCCUGGAUCUGAUGUUUGCUUGAGUAUAAUCCAGGAGAUUAUGAAAUUUAAAUCCAAAGACGCUCAGUAUUCCACAAAUUUUGUUUUAUCAGAACUACACAAUAUAUUUAUCACAAUACUCAACACAUUCCCACCUUGUCACAUACAAGACUCAUACCUACGACUAUUUACUUCACAAAUUAAAAUCGAAGGAUUACCUGAAAAGAAGCAGAUUUUAUCAACAGUAUUUGAUCUCAUACACGACCUUAUUUAUAUUAAUGAUAAUGCUAAGCUUGAUGAAUCAAUUAAGAUCGAUUUCAAUAAGAACUUCUAUAUGUGGGACUUAGAGCAUAGUGAAAACACAUCAUUUUCUAAAUUAUCACGUAAUGAUCGUUUCCAUAGAGUUUUUAUGGCACUAGAUUUACUUGUUCGUGUUUUAGAAUAUGAUACAGCAAUGUUUGUUACUAAAUAUCCACAAAAAUUUGCAUCGACGAUUAAUAAGAAGCAAAAAAGACCUUUGCUAUGCUCGAUAAUAUGGAAUCAAUAUGAUAGCUUAAUGGCUAUCAAUGCUACAGUAAAGAAUAUCAUCUCAACAUUUGUAGCCAUGACAGCUCUCAAAUAUCCAGUAGACAAAAUCAGAAUAAUAUCAAGGCUCCUUAAUCUCAUCACUAAUGUUAUAAACAUGUACGAAUAUCCAGAAGACAACAUUCAAUAUCCAAUUUAUAAGACUUACACAACAAAUUUAGUCAAUGAGAUUCAAAAGACAGUCGAAAGUUCAUCUUACUACUCAAUGGAGCUUUACAUUAAUGUUAUUGAGAAUAUAAGAUCACCGAUGAUUCGGAUGUUGCUUGCCAAUCAGCUGUACUCAAAAAUUAUUGGACAGACCUUACCAAUUUCUCUCAAUACACCCUUUAAAACUAUGCUUAAUCGUGACUUUCAAAAAUUUUCAAAAUCCACAAAAGUUCUGGAGGAACUGAAAAAGGACGAGACAUAUCCAAGAUUUGACGCUAAGAAAAUAGCCAAAAAAUGUAGAGUAACGCAGGAUGACUUUAUUAAAUUAAUGAUGCUUUAUUCUGAUGCUGUGAUUAAGAAUUUCCACUUACUUGACGUCAUGAAUGAGAUUAAAAGGACGAGACAAUGCUCAACAGACGUUGAAAUGAAGCAUCAGCCGACCAGUUCCGAGUUUGCAGACUUUAAAAAGCGACUGGAGAGCAUUGAUCUAAAUGAGAAAGUUAAUCUACGGUCUGUAGACUUAAAUGCACAAAAUUUUGUCCAAAUUCGACUGACUAAGGAUAAUUGCACUUUUUAUCGCAACGAAGUUAAGAACGUUCAGAUCAUGAUCAAAUUGAUUAAGAAAUGUCAUCAAAGGUUUGACUCGCAAUUUGAUGAAUGGGCUCGAAUGAUGGAUGAAAUGCAGCAUAAAAUCUAACAUUAUUGGACUCACACUUUAAACUCUUUAAUUUAUAAUUAUUAUUUUUUUGUUGUUGCCAAAGACAGUACUUAAUAGUUUUAUAAGAAGUUAAUAGAUGUAAGAAGAAUAUUAAAUAAAUAAAAAAUUACAGAAGCUAUAUUUGAGGA
Messenger RNA from Chironomus riparius, 2179 nucleotides. The record is from the annotation of a GenBank genome assembly. NCBI's taxonomy places the organism in Eukaryota, Metazoa, Arthropoda, Insecta, Diptera, Chironomidae.